This is a messenger RNA of Polyodon spathula (Mississippi paddlefish), 2778 nucleotides long. RefSeq names its product protein LSM14 homolog B-like. Lineage: Eukaryota; Metazoa; Chordata; Actinopteri; Acipenseriformes; Polyodontidae. Gene Ontology annotation, molecular function: mRNA binding. The record is from RefSeq and is a predicted model, not a curated record. The transcript is spliced from 8 exons. Bases 196 to 1317 code for a protein of 373 amino acids.
CGCACAUCUCUACUUAUCAUCCGCCCCUUUGUCAGCGCUGCCUAUAAAACCGUUACGGAGGCGGGUGGGCAGCUCACUUGCCAGUCAGCGAGAGAAGGAGUAGUGAGUAGUUGUAGCUGACUCUCAAAAAUAAAAAUAAAAAAAACAUUAAAAUAGAGAAGAAACAGCGGAGGUUUUGUUAUUUACAAACCGGCCAUGAGCACCGGAACCCCAUAUAUCGGCAGUAAAAUCAGCCUGAUAUCCAAGGCCCAGAUUCGGUAUGAAGGCAUUUUGUACACCAUCGACACCGACAACUCAACGGUGGCUCUAGCCAAAGUUAGGUCAUUUGGAACGGAGGGACGCCCCACUGAAAGGCCGGUGCCUCCUCGAGACGAGAUAUAUGAGUACAUCAUAUUUCGAGGAAGCGACAUCAAAGAUAUAACUGUUUGCGAGCCUCCCAAACAUCACCAUGGUCUGCCUCAGGAUCCUGCAAUUGUUCAGUCCUCCCUUAGCAGUGCAUCAGCUUCUUAUCACCAGCCCCAGGUUUCCUACAGCCCGUACCGGGGCAUGUCGUCCUACAGCCAACUCGCUGCCAGCUCUCUGCUGAAUCAGCAGUAUGCUGCAGCAUUGGGGUUGGGGGCAGGUUUUCACAGCCUGCCUGUUCGCAGGGGCCCUAUGAUCGAGCAAGCUGUUCAGACAACCCCAGCUGAGAACUCGGUGCAGAAGAAACCCCCCCAGCUACAACAGCUUGGCAGAGAGCUGCCUCAGCGUGCUGUAGAGGAGGCUCCACAGAGAAUCCCAGUUGGAUCUGAUACAGCUUUAGACAAAAACCAGGUGCAGAAUAAUGGCGAGAAUAGAAGACCACAAAGAAGACGACAAGCAAACAGGAGGUCCAGGAACCGGGGGAAAGGACAGAACCUGGUGGGGAAUGUGAAUGCCAAGGCCUCUGGUACCAUCCAGUUUGAGGCAGACUUUGAUUUUGAAAGUGCAAAUGCCCAGUUCAUCAAAGAAGACCUUGAGAAAGAAUUGCAAAACAAGCUGAAUAUUAAAGAUGGAGAGGAAAAAGGUGACUCUGGGGUUGAGACUCAGAAUAGUGAAGGGACAGGAGAUGAGGACACCCAUGCCCCAAAAUGCUACUAUGAUAAAACAAAAUCUUUCUUUGAUAAUAUUUCUUCAGAACUUCAGGCCAGGACUACAUGGGCAGAAGAGAGGAAGCUCAAUGUGGAGACAUUUGGGGUCCCUGGUAGGUUUUUCCGUGGUGGUCUUCGUGGCCGGAGAGGCCGAGGGACAGUACAGAGGAUUCCCAACCCACAGAGAGUGGGCAGUGGAAGGGUGUAGUUAGAGUGGGUAAGGAUCACUCUAAUUGAUUUAUGUAUUGGACUGUAUGAAUUAUUGCUUUGUAACCGUUUCCUCAUUUCUUUUCUAGGCCAGUGGUGCUCAUCAUGGGUUUAUACUGUGGAGGCAAGUGUAGCAGAGUAAGGAUUCUACUGUUACACUUAGUGUUUUGUGAGAAUCUUAAGUGCUAUGAUUUAAGAGUGAAAAUAUCUCAAAGUAUGCACUUUUUUUUUUUGGUUUUGGACAAUUGUGAAGAAUUUUGUUUUUUUGUUUCUGGUAUUUACUGGAAGCAUAGUACUACCUUGUGAUUUGAUGGGAGGUCAAUUUUUAGUUUUAAUUUGGUUUAAAAAUGCUGUAACUAUUUCCCCAAUCACAAGAUAUGGCCAAAAUGUUGGUUAUUGCUACAUAUUCAGUGCCUAGGGUGACUGGGUUCUUUGUCUUCCUGAAAACCUUAAUGUUGACUAAUCUUACGUCUGCUCCACCCAGUGAGGGAUUCCCCCACCCCCCCCGUAAACCAAGGAAUUUUUUUUUUUUUUUUUUUUUUUAAAGUUUGUCUUUUCAGAACAUAAACAUGUCUAGAAAGAGAACCAAAUAUGUUUCCUGUGCAACUCCUGUAUUUGGAUGUGUGACUCUUGUCACCAUGUUUCUUUAGGACCCAUUAGUUUAACCACUCUAGUAUUCAAUUAGAGAAAAAUUGAAACUUGCGUUGGCAUUAUCAACCACCCCACCCUUCCCAGAUGCAUCUGCUACAAAAUCUAUGCGGUAUAAGAACUUCUGAGUUGCAUAAUACUCAGUCUAUGUAAAUGCACUUUUCUUUUGUAUGUUGUGUUUUGCUUAGUUGUAAAUAUAAUCUGCCCUGCUUUCUAUAAAUUGAAUCAUGGCACCAGAGCAAUGGAAAUUGUUGGAUGACAGACUCUCCAGUUGUUUGCUACCUUAAUGGGUGGAUCACAAUUCAAGAAAGUUUACAAUUGUGCUUGAAUCAAAAGGUUGUGUUUUUUUUUUAAUUGUGUACAAAUUUAUGGAGACUCAAAGCAAGUCACUACUCCAACAGCCAUGAAGAAAAAUCUUUGAUUCUGGAUUUUUUUUCUGUCCCAUUGCAAAUAAACCUGUUGCUGUAGUUAGACUUUUUUUUUAUUACUCAUUUUAGUGUUUAGAUAUAGAAUCCCCUGCAGUAACCUGUAGCUGGGGAAGCUACUGUUCAUUUCUAAUGUGAAAGAUGUCAGACCAUUGUCUUUAGAGUGUUCCUACUGUGGCUUUCAUGCCAUUGCAUUCACUUCUGACGUGAUUAACACUGGAAGUCAUACUACUUGGGAAGAAAUCAAAAUUCUUUACUCUUUGUACUUCCUAAAUUUGUACAUUAGUUUUUUUUUUUUUUUUUAAACCAUUAACUUGAUUCCACAUGGCUAACCUGUUUUAUGUAGCUAUGGUAAAUAUGCUGAAACUGAUUGGUUAUUCUAAUUGCCU